Molecule: messenger RNA, 3281 nt
Organism: Durio zibethinus
Lineage: Eukaryota; Viridiplantae; Streptophyta; Magnoliopsida; Malvales; Malvaceae
Source: RefSeq, a predicted model, not a curated record
CACGUACCUCCGAAUUCUCCUAUUCUCGUCGCCUUAGCAUUCCCUUUCGCUAACCAAAAGCGCGUGUUGCGUGAGUCCAUGAAAUAAUAACACCACGAGUGUCUCGCGUUCUCCGCUUCCUACUCUUUCUUGCUAACCAAGUGGCAUUUUCGUGAUUCCGUUGAAUCUCAUCCACCUUAAUUCACUGUCCUCAUUAAGCUAGCUUGGGCACAUACUUUAAUCCAAGAAAUUGGCUAACCCUGUCCACUUCAAUUCUCUCUCUUCCAUUUUUUAAUUAAAAAAAAAAGACUUACCAGUCUCUUUCUUUCUUCUCUUACCUGAACGUUGGUUUCUCUAUUUCUUCCCUGUUACAUGUCCAAAAUUCCAAAUUUACCAUCCAAGUUCCAUCAAAACACCCAUCCUUACCCUCCAUUUUCGUGCUCGCAGAUUCCAUAACACCAUUCAAAUGUCCUCUUCACUUUGAUCAACAGCAAAAAAAAUACACCAAUUUUCUCCUCAUGCGAUGCGUAAAUAGAAAGAAAGACAAUGAAAAAGAGAGGAAGAAGAAGAUAGAUUUCAUUGGUGAUGGAUUUGACGGAAGGAGUCGGGGGGAGCUCAUCGCCUCCGAGAAGCUUCGGCAGCUUCAACAGCUACGAUGUCAGAAACGACGUUUUCAAUCGCUUAGUUGAAACCGGCCACGAAGAAGCUAUCACUUAGAUUCUUACUUCAAUCGCUUGCCUGCUAGUUAUGGUCUUAAUGUUAAUAUGGAUAGAGUGGAAGAUGUCUUGUUACAUCAGAAACUGCUUGCAUCAGCAAAGGAUCCGGAGAAGCGGCCGGUUUAUCAUAUCCGCUUCUUGGAGAGUUCACCGAAAGUCAAUGGCUAAGAACAAACAAGGAAGAAGCUCGUUUUAUAUGUGGUUUUUUUUUCAUUAUUGAUUUUGGAAAGUAAAUGUAGUUGAACAAACUAGACUGCAAUAUUAUAGUCAAAUCACUGUUUCAAAAUAAUAAUAACAAACCUUCAAGAAUCAUAUGCUCUAAAGUAUUUUAUACUUUUGCACCAAUGGUAUCACCUUGAGUUUAUUUUUGAUAUUUUCUUCAUAUGAUGCAUGAUUUUCCUGCCUUGUUUUCUUCCUUUUAGGUGUUACCAUGUAGAAUCUUUUCACCAAAGCAGAUGCUAAUGAUGACAAACAAUAUAUAAAUUCUUUUUCUGGCCAAAGGCCUUUUGAUGAUGGAGAUAGUGAAAAAGUUGUACCAUCACAUAAAAGAAGCAGGGAUCAUCCAGUUGACUUUGAACCUUGCUCUAAGCUCGAGUACCCAAAGUUGGAUGUCAGAAAGAAUUCGAAGUGUGUAGAGGAUACAUAUCUCAUGGAGAACUUUUCCAAAAGGCAAGAGAUUGUACAUACUUCUAUUCAUGAAGUGAUAUUUUCUACCACUGACAGACCAAAGCUAAUUGGUCAGCUUUCUGCGUUGCUUUCAGAUAUAGGACUUAACAUUUGUUAAGCACACGUGUUCUCAACAACUGAUGGCUACUCUGGAUGUGUUUGUGGUAGAUGGAUGGCCUGUUGAGGGAUCUCUGCUCAAUCCGAAUGUUGCUGACUUUGCAAUGUUGUGGUCAGGAUACAAAUGGUUUAUAUAAAGCUAUGGAAAAAGCAGUUGCUAGAAGCAAGGUAAACUUCGUCCAUGUGAAUUCUAUUUAUGGCUUUAUACGUUGUUUCCUAGUUUAAUUGCAAGAUUCUGAAAUUUGUAUCAAAUCCCAAGGAAGAAUCGGUGUUAAUGGUACAGGAUUGUAGUUUUUGCAAUGUGCUUGGCGUUGGACAUCUUAAAGCUAGUUAUUGUGACUACUAUAGCAACAAACUAAGCCUUAUAUCCUCUAACUUUGGGAGGUCAUUAUGACUACUGUUCACAUUAAAUUUUGAAAGGUUUAUUGUCUGCAUCUAUUUGGAAGUUCAAGUGGUUUAUAAAAAAACAGUUGAAGAUUUUUCACAUUUCAGUUGUAUCGAGCUCUUGAUCUAACCAUUACAAGAUUAGUGCAUUUGACAGUUGAUCUGUAUGUAAAUUUAUACUUAAUGCAUUUAGUUUCUUCAGCUCAUUACUAUUAUCUUCCUGUUGGAUUCUGAUGGAGCUCUCUCACAUUUAUGUUGCUUGCACUUUUUAUUUGCAUGACUUCCCCCUUUAUGUUAAUUAUGAAUGCCAAAAAGAUAUUUUAGCCUACGAUUCACUGGAAAUGGAGGGGUCGUUAUCUGGAUCUUCGCAUUCUCAUUCAGCUAUAAGUGAUACAUCAGCAACACAAGAAAAAUUCGGAGAUUGGGAGAUAGUUAGAAGACUUCUGAUGAUGGGAGAAAGAAUUGCAUCUGGAUCUUAUGGAGAUCUGUAUCAUGGUAUCUACUUUGGGCAAUAUGUUGCUGUCAAAAUUCUUAGAUCUGAGCAUUUGAAUGAUGCUCUGGAAGAAGAGUUUACUCAAGAAGUGGCAAUUCUACGUGUAUUCUCUCCUAAUAACCCCCUGGGACUCACCUACUACACCCACCCACGUACCCAAAAGAAAGAGGUUGUUAAGGUGGCAGAUUUUGGUGUUGCUCAGUUUCAGAACCAAGGAGGAGUAAUGACAGCUGAGACUGGGACAUUUAGAUGGAUGGCACCUGAGGUCAUAAACCAUCAGCCAUAUGAUCAGAAAGCAGAUGUAUUCAGUUUUGCUAUUGUACUGUGGGAGCUGGUUACAGCCAAGGUUCCAUAUGAUAACAUGAGUCCACUGCUAGCUGCCUUGGGAGUAAGACAGGGCUUGCGUCCGGAUCUUCUCAAGAACGCACAUGCAAAACUCUUAAGACUUGAUGCAGUGAUGUUGGGAAGCAGCCCCUGACAAGCGACCUUCCUUCUCUGAGAUAACAGCUGAACUUGAGAUACUUUUUGAACAAGUUGAGGAAACAAGCAGUGAAUGGCAACUGAAGAUUUUGGUUAUCUAAGUAGCUUGAUUGACACAUUUGAAGAUUUCUUUUCAUCGGAUAGUUAUUGAGGUCUUAUAUUGUAUAAUCGAGGGAAAGGGAAUGCUGAUAUGUAAAUUUUUUUUCCUCUAAUGGUGGUGUCAACUCUCUUUUUUGAACAUGGUGUAAAAAGACAAACGCUACAAGCAAAUAUGAUACCAAAUCUCCAUGGUAGACAAUGCGGUUGGUAUUCUAUCGUUCUGUGAGUAGAGGAUGAGGAAACAUGGGGUUUAAAGGCAAGUUAAUCAGCCAAGAAUUUUCUAAAAAGAAGGCGAAGAGGAAAAACUGUCCGAACCGAGUCGUUUGCCUAUAGUCGAGGCCUCAGCU